UAAUAUGAUUUAAUUAAUAUAAUCUUGUGUUUCUAGUUGUAAAUAGUUAUUUGCUUGUAGAUGUCUAAUAAAUUGUUGAAAGUUUGGACUCUAGACGGUUCGGUAAAAGCAGCUGUGGUAUGCAGUAAUUUGGCUGAAUUUAAAAACAAAUAAUCAUUGAGUAUUGUUAUUCAUAACUUUUCUUAUAAGCGGUCAUCUCAAAUAGAAGGUGCAAACAAUUAGGUUUCUUCUACACGAAACAAUGGGCUGUUACUGCUGUUUAUGUAUAAAAAGUAUUGUUGCUUUUACAAUUAAGAACUUUUUAACACAUUUUCACUUGAGACAUAGCUUAGCUAAAUAUGAUAAAGUAGCACUUCAUUGUGGACAAGAUGGCUGUAUGAGAUAUUUUGAUAGCUUAAGCUCAUUAUCGACUCAUUUACAUAGAAAGCAUAAGCUUACUUCGACAGAUGCAAGCUCCAUGGAACAAAAAACAGUUGAUAAUGAACCAGAAAAUCUGUGUGAUGAAAUUGAAACGAGUGAGCAAUUAGAAGAGCCUGAAAAUGAUAAAGUUACCGACUUUAGGAAGAGCUAAGACAGCUACUGUUUAAAGUUUAUGCUAAGUAUGGGUGCUUAGAUAUUAUACAGGAGGGAUUUACUGAUUUAUUAGAGGGGCUAUGUCAAAUGUUUUCUGAUAAAUUAAAGAAUGUCGCAAAUAAUUUAGAUGCAGUUCAUAUAUCCACAACCAAAACUCAACUUGAAUCAGUAAUUCAAGAAAUUGACAAUGUUAAGCCAAUUUUGAAAGAAGUAGGAAACUUUGAACAGCACUUUAAAAAUCAUAUGAAAUUUGUUGAGCCGGUUGGACGUCCAAUAUCUGUUCGUUAUGAAUCCCGUUUGGAUAAGGAAACUGGCAAAAUAUGUCAAUACCCUAUUCCUAAUACAUACCAGUAUAUACCAAUUCAUCAGACAAUUAGAUUUGUUUAUAGCUAUAUGUAUGACAUCUUAAAAAAACAACAAAGUAACACAAAUAAUUUAAUAAGUGACUUUAGCGAUGCUUCUCGUUUCAAAGAAUGUCAACUGUUUAUAGAAAAUUCGGAUGCAUUACAGUUACAUUUAUAUUUCGACAAUUUUGAAACUGUUAAUCCGUUAGGCUCGAAAACAAAAAUUCACAAACUAGGUGCAGUCUAUAUGGUGAUACAGAACUUGCCAUUUAAACUCCCGUCUCAUGCAUAUUCAUCUGGUAUGUCUUUUUUAUUGUAUUGGGAGUUAUUUCCAACAAAACGAUUGACACCUAAAUAUCAUAAUUUAGUUCAUUAUCCUGCUUGUCUUCAAAAGUCUGGUCCGGCAUGUCGAUGUUGGUGUAUGCGGUUUGAGGCCAAACAUAAUCAGUUGAAAAAAUCAGCUACAAGUUUCAAAAAUGUGUGUAAAACUGUAGCUCUUAAACAACAAAUUCAUCAGUGUUUGACUUGGCAUUUAAAAAAAAAAUUUGGUGGCAGGGAUGUAAAUAGUGGUGCUGGAGAAUUAAUUUUUGUGCGAGUGUUAAAGGCAGCAUCUGCUGUAUGUGACAAAUUGUGCAUUGGCAUGUUGGAUGAAGUUUAUGUUUGUAGACAUACAAUGACUAAUGGUACGGAUUAUUUCAGUGGAGAUGUUUUAGUUGUUGGUAGACAGAUGGAUGAGUGUCUCAAAUUUAUAUUUAUUGAUGAGUUUAUUUUAAGUGAUGGUGGCAUUUAUUUUGUUUGCCAAGAACUGCACACUCAUUAUUAUGAUAGUCAUUAUCAUGCUUUUGCAGUUGAAAAUGAUGACUGUGGAAAAAGUGUAGUACUAGAGUAUGAUGAACUGUUAGACUAUUAUCCAUUAGCUUUGCAUACUGUUUCUGGCACGAGAUCAAAGUAUUCAUUUGUUGCUCUUCGUCAUGCAGUUGUAACUAGCAUCUCUAAAUAAGCAUUUCAUCUUCAAAUUUUAAUUUUUCAAUUUUGUUCAUAUCACUUUUUAUUAUUAGGCUAUGUAAAAUUUCUUUAUGUAGCUGCCCAAAAGCUUGAUUUUGAUAUCGCUUCGUUCAAAAUGGAUGAUGGUACAGAUAUCGGUGAUGAUGAAAUUGUGUAAUAUUUAAAUCCCAGUGCAAUAGUCUAUGCUUUAAAUGCUGAUGAAGCUAUCAGAAGCUUGGUAACAACAUUAUCUAUAAUACCCGGCACACCAGACAACACAUUCGAACCAUUGCAGAUUUCUACUCCAGAAACCAGCAUGACUAGCAUAACUUCAGCUGCAGAUGUGCAUCACAUGGAAGACAUGGAAGAGGAACAGCCAAGCACGAGCAAGCAAGUUGUACGUAAACGACCGAGGGAUGUGCCUGUUACUGUGAUUGCAAGUAAUAAUGUUAUCCACCAAUAGAAAAGAAAGUGCUGAUGGCAAAAAGCAUCAUAGAAGCUUUUCCUAACCAAAAAUCAAGUUUCGGCGAAGGAUAUGUACAACAAGAUUUCAAAAGUAUGACUGCUAGUCCAAGAGAAGAUCCAGCAGCAUACAUUGAAAGCAACCUCGAUCUCAAACUGCUUCGUUUUUUGAAAGCAACCUCGCUCUCAAACUGCUUCGUUAUUUGAAAGCAACCUCGCUCUCAAAGUGCUUCGUUAUUGUGUUGGCCAAGGCAAAUCCCUUGACCUAACGCAGAACUUUGAAAAUUUCACCGCAGAUGCAACAAGUCCCAAUGCGAUGCUAUGUUUGCUGGACAUGCUACCUACCAUGGGAAAGCAUCGGACAUCAGCUAAAAAUGCCCGCCAAUAUUUCAUCGACGAGAUGAAAAUCGGUGAUAGUUUGGAAGCAUACUUGGAAUCUUGCCAGCAAGAGAACAAAAGCUCGAAAGGUUUCAGCCGUACAUUUUAAAAAUGGAUGCUACUGAGGAAGCAUUCACAUUAUCUGUGAUGGUUGUGCCUUGUUAGUGAAGCCAUCGAAAGCUGCCAAUGCUCUUUCAGAUUUAUUUUCAGCGUUUUUUGUUUUUAAUGUCAGAUAUCCAUCUCAGCUUAUGUCAUUUUAUAAUUUUCUUGAGGUAUAUAUGUUUGAAAUGAAAAGCAAACUCUGCCAAAGCAACUAGUUACUUAAAGACUUGUCUGUAUCAUUAAAUUUGCUUAGUUUUUUUUAUCACAAGGAUUAAGUACGGUGUCAUAAUCACUUAAAUUUUAUGAACUUCAAAAAAUUAUUGCAAUUAGGUGAUAUGAGUCAUAAUAGGAGUAUGUUAAUGCACUCCUGGUCAUUAAUAGGCUAAUAUGGAAAAGAUGUUACAUAGCUCUUAUUGUUAACUUAGUAAAAGGUGUAAUGAUAAAUGGUGUAAUGCAGUUAGAGAACUCUAGUCAAUAUGACACCAGGUGCUAACUGUCAUUUUUUGAAUUACUGAGUAAUUCAUUUUUUGUGUUUCUUGUACACUGUUGUGUUUGAAUUCAUAGCGUGCAAUAUUAUAUAGUUCCUUUCAAUGUGCUUGUAUUUUAUACUCAGUGAAAAAUGUAAUGAUAAAGAUGUAAUGCAGCUAGACAAUAUCUAGUCAAAAUGACAAUUAGUGCUAACUGUCAUUUUUUAAAAUUACUGAGUAAUUCAUUUUUGGUGUUUCUUGUACAUUGUUGCAUUUGAAUUCAUAUCGUGCUUUCAAUGUGCUUAAUAAUUUGUUUAUUGACAUGUUUAUGCAUAUUAAGAUGAUGCAGUGUUUAGCAAUAAUGUGUUGUGUGCUUAAAGACUCGAAUAUUUUGCAAACAUGUAUAGGCAUUACACACACACCCACCUUGAAUGUGUAUGGUAUAUGAUUGUAUACUUUUACAUAAUUUCGUAUGCUCAUAAACACAUUUUCAAUUUUUUUUACCUCUUCGGAGCUAAAUGUGAAAUUGUACUAUUUUGGUUAGUUUGUGUUGAUGUAUAGCCUAUUUAAUGAAGAAUUAUUUCAAUCACACAUAGGCUAUAUGAAAUAAUAAAUAGGCUAUAUUGUAAUAUGAAUGACGAACUUAAAAAAAUAUCUAGCUAGUUCAAGUGUAACAAAUUAACUCUUAAUACUAAUAAAACAAAAUGGAUUAUUUUCCACCCGCUUCAAAAAAAACGUUACCUACCCAAAAAUCUGCCUAAAAUAUUUAUUAACCAAGUUGAGAUUAAGAGGGACUCUGUCAUAAAGUUUUUAGGAGUCUAUCUUGAUGAGCGCAUUACAUGGAAACAGCAUAUUGAUCAUGUAUAUACCAAGAUUUCUAAAAAUAUUGGAAUUUUAUAUAAAUCUAGAGAUUAUCUAAAUAAAAAAAGCUUGACCCAACUCUAUCAUUCGAUUAUCCAUAAUUAUAUAAAUUAUGCAAAUAUUGCUUGGGGAAGUGCUGGAAAGAAUAAAUUAAAACGUCUUUUUUCUUGUCAAAAACACGCAAUUCGUAUUAUUAAUUUUUCCGAUCGUUUUACUCAUUCAAAACCUUUAUUUAACGAAAUGAGAAUACUUAAUAUUU
Hydra vulgaris (swiftwater hydra) is the source of this 4430-nucleotide messenger RNA. The record is from RefSeq and is a predicted model, not a curated record. NCBI's taxonomy places the organism in Eukaryota, Metazoa, Cnidaria, Hydrozoa, Anthoathecata, Hydridae.